CUUCAAGUAAAGGAGAUCUGUGUGGGCUUCCUGUUCUUGUGAAACUAUUCAUCUGCUGGGGAGACACCUAUGGGACAUUCAUCACUCUGAAAGGGGGCUUCUCUCGGUGCAUGCUGUGUGCAUCAUUCUCCAGCUCAGGGUUUGACUAAGAAGGAGACUCCAUCCCCCCAGCCAGAGGAUGCAGCUAGGAGAGCAGAUACUGACCAGCUCUGCUCCCAACCUGCCCCACACUUUCUACCCUCUGCCUGGAGACCCCAGCACUGCUGCUCAGAGCCCAGGCUUGGAGUUCGGCGUGGGGCAACACAAGGGGCAACAACAGCAGCAGCAGCAGCAAAAGAAAUACACCAGAGGGCUCCACUUGGACAGCCCCAGAGACCCUGGAAGCACUGGUACAGCUGCCCCCUCUAUGCUGGGAGAGGUUGGAGAAGGCUUCACAGCCACCAAGACUCUGCAGGAAAGUGGACGUAAAGGAACCCCAACAGGGGAGGAGGACAUGAACUCAGUGGCCCCAACCUCAGCCCCCCGUUACCUGGACAGCAGCCUGCAGGCAGCCUCUGAGAGAUACUACCUGCAAGGCCAGGGUCAGCAGCCCCAACAGGCAGGGGCAGAGCUGGGCUCCCCCUGCUCCAUCUUCCCCUAUGCACCACCCCAGCACAGCGCCGUGUACCAAGCAGGGGGUGCAGCCAGGUACCCCCCUUAUGGCAGCAUGCUGCCCCCUGCCGGCUUCUCUCCUCCUGUGUGCCCCUCUCGCCCUCAGUACCCCACGGGGUACCAGUAUGGGCAGGCACCGGCCACCAUGUACAGCCCUUACCCAGCAGCGGGCUCUAACAGCGGGCUGAAUGCUCUCGGACUGCCGGCCAGUGGAGCUGGGGUCAGGGCGCAAGUCUUCCUCUGCAACCGCCCUCUGUGGCUCAAGUUUCACCGUCACCAGACUGAGAUGAUCAUCACCAAACAGGGCAGGUAAGGACUGGCAAAUUCACUGGGCAGCAAUCAGCUGUGUUUAUCAGUAUCUUUUAUAGUAAAACAUAGUAUGAUCUCUUAUAGUAUCUGUCAUAUUAUAUCUCAUAGUAAAACAAAGUAUCUGCCAAAUUAUACUGAUCUAGUAUAACAUAGUAUCUCUGCCAACCGAUCUCAUAGUAUAAACAUAGUUUCUCUACCAAAUGAUAACAAAGUAUUACACCGUGUCUAUACCAACAGAUCUCUUAUAGUAAAACUGUACUACAAAGUAUCUCUAUGAACUAAUAAUAAUUUGCAGAUGUACAAAGUAUCCUUGUCUACUGAUCACUUACAGGUUAAGUAAAAAUCUCUGAUGUCUAAUCACUUAUAGUUUAACAAAGUAUAUCUGGCUACUGAUACUAUAAAUCUAUUUUAGCAUGUCACCCAUUAAUGGAACAGGAUUUGGUUUGGUUCUUGCAUCGUAUCUACUUUGUGCGAUCGCUUUAUCCUGAAUUUAAUUAUUUAACAUUUAUAUUGGGUCUUAUUUACAAAACAAUGAGUUCUGAUCGCUUCAUGACUUAGUUUUAAAAUUGACACCAAUAUAGCAGAAAUAAUGAGAAAUAGUUACAGAUUUUGCCAGUUUCGUUAAAGUGGCUCAAAAUUGACAAAAUCGGCUGGCGAGGCAUCAUAACUCGCCGUUUAGUAAAUAUUCGCAGAAUCUACAGGCUCUUUUGUAAACACCUGAAUUUCUUUAUUGAUAGAUUUAGGACAUCUUCUUUUUUUAUUUGUUCUAGUAGAUUAAGAUUAUUGCUUAACAUGAAGGAUUUUCUAAAGUGGUUAUAAUUUGUUUUAGUGAUUCAAUCUUUAAACAAAUGACUCAAAGUUAAGGAAUAAAUUCAACUGACAUUUAUUUUUUUGUUGUUAACUAUUUAAUAAUAGCGGUGCCCUAGCUGCUAUAUCAUUUUUUAUAAGCUAUUUGUUGCUUUUUUGUUUGUUUCUAUAUAUUUUUUGUCCAGGUGUGUGUUUAUCCCUUUGUAAUAGCAUAUAUCCAGCAUAAUAUCAUUUUAUAAUGGGAUGUAUUUAAAUCCCACAGUGAGAUGAUGCCUGGGAAUGAAUGAGACCCCCUUGGUGUCUGUGAGACACUUUGGUUUUUGUGUCCGGUGAGACAAGAGGGCUGAUCAUUUAACCCAUUCAGUGCCGGGGUCUGCUUUUGAACAUCUAUCACCUUUGUAGCAACUGAAAGAUAAAAUUCAUGCCAAGCUGGCUAAUUUGGUGCAAUUUGGUUCCAGUAUAACUCUAUAUAAUAACUGUGUUUUUUUUUUUCUUUUAACUUUUUUUGUUAUUGUAUGUCUUUUUGCCUCUUUUUAUGUGAAAUAACACAGUGCAUUUUUUUGUAUGUUUUUGCAGGAGGAUGUUUCCUUUUCUCAGUUUUAACAUCACAGGGUUAAAUCCCACUGCCCAUUACAAUGUAUUUGUAGAAGUGGUUCUGGCUGACCCAAAUCAUUGGCGCUUCCAAGGGGGCAAGUGGGUGACAUGUGGCAAAGCGGACAACAACAUGCAAGGUUAGUGUCCUUCUCAGACUGAGCGUUCUAACUCUCAGCUCAUUUCUUACAAAUAUUACAUUCCAGAGGGAAACAAGAUAGAUAAACACAUGGGGUCUAAAUUUACAGUCAGAAAGACCUACAUACAGAUUAAUCAGGACAGACAAACAAACACAAUUGAUUAGUUCCAACAAUAAUAUUUCAACUGAAUAUUAUAAUAUCCAUUUGCAGAUCACAUGGAUAAAAGAGGUUAAUUCAAAUAAUUUAGCAUUAUUUAAGUAGAUUUUGGACAUUUUAUUUUUAUGUAUUCUAGCAGUUCAAUAUUAUUGCUUAACAUUGAGGAUUUUAUUUAAAGUUAUCAUUUGUUUCAGUGACUCAACCCUUAUACAAAUGAUCCAAGAUAAUAAAUAAUAAAAAAUUAACAAUAUAUACAUAUAUAUAUAAUAUUAUUAACUAUUUAAUAAAAUUAUCCAAAAUUAGGAACUAAUAAAUAUUGGUUCAAAACAAUGACGUCUGCUCGCUUCAAGACCGACUUUCAAAGUGUACACCAAUAUAGCAGAGAUAGGGGGGAGGGGGCUACAGCUUGUCUCAGUUUCGCCAAUGUGGCUCGAACUUUGCAAAAUCGGUUGGCAAGUCAUCAUAACUCGUUGUUUAGUGAAUAAUCUCCAGGCGUUUUUGUAAAUGUUUGAAACUGAUAUUCUCGAUAGUCUCUUUAUAGUUCAUUUCCAUGUAUUAGUUACAGACACAGACAGACAGACACAGACAGACAGACAAAGACAGACAGACAAAGACAGACAGACACAGACAGACAGACACAGACAGACAGACACAGACAGACAGACAGACACAGACAGACAGACAGAUAGAUAGAUAGAUAGAUAGAUAGAUAGAUAGAUAGAUAGAUAGAUAUUGCUAUGUAUUAUAUACAUUUACUUUACAUUCUUGUAAAGUAAUAUAUAGUCCAUCUCUAUAUGUCUCAGUUUAGUGAAUUUUUUUCUCAGUGUUUAGUAAAUAAGCCUCUGCAAAAUGCCCGGCCUAUAAUGUUUUAUUUUCUCCCUAUAGGUAAUAAAGUGUAUGUGCACCCCGAAUCUCCCAAUACUGGGGCACACUGGAUGAGACAGGAGAUUUCUUUCGGGAAACUGAAACUUACUAAUAACAAGGGGGCAAAUAACAACAACACCCAGGUAAGGAGCUACCUUGGACAGCUCUCAGUCCCCAUCCAUAACUGGGAUCCAAAUGUACAAAUGCAAGGCACACACAGUGGCCAGUAAUGGGUUAAACACUAGCAGCUGCAAUACUGCAUUACAAAUCCCACUAAAUGAAUACACUGUAUCGUCCUACAACAAAUAGUUUAACCUGUUAGUUCUAAAUCGGUUCAUUGCACCCAUUCCUCUUCUACACUCCUAAAUUAUUCGUUCAUUAGAACAAGAAGAUUAUUAAUGUGUCCCAUGCUGGAUGCUCAUAGCUCCCCUUAAUUACUGAUUAUUUUAAACAAAACUAAUAGCACUGUCACUGACUUUAUCUAAGGGAAUCAAUGGGUGUAAGUUAAUCCUCACAGUUUUAAGUGAAUCGGAUGGUUUCCUUGUAAGAAAUUAGUCUUAAAAGGAGAAAAUUAAAAAUAUAAUGUUUCAUAUUAUUUCUCCUUUCAGAUGAUUGUGCUGCAGUCCUUACACAAGUAUCAGCCUCGCCUGCACAUUGUUGAAGUGAGUGAGGAAGGGGUCGAAGAUCUGAAUGAUUCUGCCAAAACACAGACCUUUACCUUCCCAGAAACCCAGUUUAUUGCUGUCACUGCCUACCAGAACACUGAUGUGAGUGUCUUGACCUCCAGAAAAUACCUGCUUGCUUUGCAUAUCUGCAUUCCCUUUCAAAACUUAAUCAUGUAUAAAUAUAUUUUCAGAUUACUCAACUCAAGAUUGACCACAAUCCCUUUGCAAAAGGCUUCAGAGAUAACUAUGAUUCGUAAGUUGUUUUCUUAUUCCACAUCUCUAUGUUAAUGUAUGUGUUUUUAAGCUCUAUAUCUCUUAAUAUUUAUCAAUAUUUAGAGCUUGUAGAAUGAAAGAUUCUAUAAAACUAAAUAGAAAGGCACUGUGAUGUUUGAUUUCAAAAUAUUCAACUCCAAAACAGAUAUACAUAACAUAAGUUAAGAAAGACUGAAAGGUAGAGAGAGAGAGACAAAGAGAUAAAAAAAAAAAUAGUGAUUUAUAUAUUUUUGUUUGGCUAAACUAAGCUAUCACCGAAUUAACCAGAUACUCUUUAAUUAAAGUCAACAUAUAGUUGACUAAUUUUCUCCAUUUGUGAUGAAAAAAGACCAUUAAUAUGUAGUAACUGAAACCCUGUUGGAGGUUUAUGGACUAACGUUCUAAACUGGGAAAUCAACAUUUUUUAAAUCCAUUUAUAGAAUCUUGUACCAUUUUGCUUUUUUUUUUUUAAAAAUCUCCAAAAAGUGAGAUGACAAUAGUAAACAUGGGUGGAUUGAGUAGUACUAGCCAGUUCUCCUAGUGAUAUCAGACUUGUAUCUCUUUUUGUAGCAUGUACACGGCCUCAGAGAAUGACAGAUUAACACCAUCUCCUGCGGAUUCUCCUAGAUCCCAUCAGAUAGUGCCUGGGGCCCGCUACAGUGUCCAGCCUUUCUUCCAAGAACAAUUUGUCAACAACCUACCCCCUGCUGCCAGGUACUACAGUGGGGAGAGGACUGUACCCCAAACCAGUGGGCUCCUGUCCCCCCAGGGCGCAGAAGAAGUUGCCACUGCUCCACCACAGAGAUGGUUUGUGACCCCAGUCCAACAGGCCAAUGCCAACAAACUGGACAUGGGGCCAUAUGAGACAGAUUACUCCUCCAGCUCUCUUCUCACCUAUGGCAUCAAGUCUCUGCCUCUCCAAACCUCUCACCCCAUGGCCUAUUACCCCGAUGCAGCCUUUGCCUCCAUGACUGGGUGGGGGAGCAGGGGUUCUCCAUACCAGAGGAAAAUGACCACAGGUUUACCUUGGUCUUCAAGGUCAAGCCCACCUACUUUCUCUGAAGAUCUUCUAGCCAAGGAUAAGGUCAAAGAAGAAAUGAGCUCCUCGUGGGUGGAAACUCCCCCUUCCAUAAAAUCCUUGGACUCCAAUGAUUCUGGGGUCUACACAGGGGCAUGUAAGAGAAGAAGGCUUUCUCCCAGCACAUCUAGUAAUGAAAAUUCACCCCCUAUAAAAUGUGAAGAUAUUGCACCAGAGGACUAUAAAGAUGCGUCUAAGGGACUGGGCUAUUAUGCCUUCUACUCUAGCUCUUAAG
Pelobates cultripes (western spadefoot toad) is the source of this 5748-nucleotide messenger RNA. Lineage: Eukaryota; Metazoa; Chordata; Amphibia; Anura; Pelobatidae. The record is from the annotation of a GenBank genome assembly.